Messenger RNA from Vollenhovia emeryi, 1205 nucleotides. RefSeq lists its product as uncharacterized. Bases 870 to 1205 code for a protein of 111 amino acids. NCBI's taxonomy places the organism in Eukaryota, Metazoa, Arthropoda, Insecta, Hymenoptera, Formicidae. The record is from RefSeq and is a predicted model, not a curated record. The transcript is spliced from 2 exons.
CACCUAGUUACUGCCCUCCGCAACUCGCGUGUACAUCCGCAUCGCGUCUAAGGCGAAUUGGGCUAAUUUCGCGCUUGCAGACUCAUCCUUGCUCACUGGGAUGGAAGCGCACAUGCACGUAUCCACGUGAGCGCGUGUGUCCACGCCCACGUACAUAAACGCUACGAAUCGGCACGGUGAGAUUGAGCUUAACGAGGAUGCAUUGCUCGUCGCCGGGAGAACCGUCAUCAUCUUGCGUCUCGUAACGUCUUGUAUAAUGCGCGCGCGUCGGAUUCAGGUUCGCCGCCGCCGGAUUCGCCGCGGAUCAUCGCAGGGCGUAUUCCUUUCACUGCAACGAGCCGGUGCAACGCGAUUCGCCGCGCAUCGCCGAUCUUUGCGACAUAUGCGGGCGUAACACCUUGGCAUAUCCUUCGGUCCUUCGAACGGUCAGGAUCGUUUGAGCGACUUCUCCAAAAUUCCUGGCCUCACGACUCCAACCGUGCUGUAUGAUGCGUCGUCGAAAUAAAUUAAUUCCCUCGCGUAUCGUCACUGGAACAUAGUAGCCGACAAGAUGCAAUGAUAAUAAAAGUAAAAUGACAAUAACAUAAGUAGUUUUAAACAGAGUUUCGAGGAUUUUAUCGCCAGUGCUUGAUUAACAGUUAGGUUGAAUAAUCCGACACAACUGCCUACAGGAAAAUUUCCCUUAUCACAAACACAACGUUUGGUCAUGGGUUUUGGCCGACUUCAUGCUGUAACACUUGAGAAGGGCCAAAACCCAUGGCCUAAACGUUGCGUUUAUAAGAAAGGAAACGCAAUGCAGUGCAAUCGAAUUCGUUAUUAGAAAGUCACAUUCUAAACUGUGAAAUCAAUAAAUUUUAAUAUCUAAACCCAUGGAAAGAUCUUGGCCACGUUCGACAAUGUUAUUUUAUAGAAUUCUGCGAAAAAAUAGACAUAUAAAAAGAGGUGAUUCGAGAAAAGGAGGCCCGAACGAAGCUGCAGAAUGUUGGAUUAACUCCAUCUAUUGGUUUAUUACAAUGUCUAUUAAAACUGGGUCGCAUCCUACUCCAGCUCGUGGAAGACAAAAGAUUUUAAAACGAAAUAACAAAUGUACGAACAUAAUUACGUGUCUGUUCUGCAUUCUCUCUGGAGAUCUUCUGGAUAAGUUUCGCGUGGGUACCUCGCGACUGAUCGUGAGUAUAACUGAGUAUCUCGCGACGCAUAACUAA